Messenger RNA from Homarus americanus (American lobster), 513 nucleotides. RefSeq names its product serine-aspartate repeat-containing protein C-like. The record is from RefSeq and is a predicted model, not a curated record. Bases 1 to 513 code for a protein of 170 amino acids. NCBI's taxonomy places the organism in Eukaryota, Metazoa, Arthropoda, Malacostraca, Decapoda, Nephropidae. The transcript has a single exon.
AUGACUGACAAAGACGACACAGAUGAAGACGACACAGAUGAAGACGACACAGAUGAAGACGACACAGAUGAAGACGACACAGAUGAAGACGACACAGAUGAAGACGACACAGAUGAAGACGACACAGAUGAAGACACUGAUGAAGACGACACAGACGAAGACACAGAUGAAGACGACACAGAUGAAGACACUGAUGAAGACGACACAGAUGAAGACACUGAUGAAGACGACACAGAUGAAGACGACACAGAUGAAGACGACACAGAUGAAGACACUGAUGAAGACGACACAGAUGAAGACACUGAUGAAGACGACACAGAUGAAGACGACACAGAUGAAGACACAGAUGAAGACGACACAGAUGAAGACACAUAUGAAGACGACACAGAUGAAGACACAGAUGAAGACGACACAGAUGAAGACGACACAGAUGAAGACAACACAGAUGAAGACGACAAUGACGCUACAUUGGUGAUGGCAGAGAAAUAUGGUGCGGUACAAGAAUAUGGCUAA